CAUUUCCUCCCCAUUUCUAUCUCCUUCCUGCUCUUGGCCUGGAUCUCCUUGGAGCUGGAAGAGAGAAGGACCAAGUCAUACCCUGGAAGAAGCUCGGUGCCUUCAGAGGUCUUUCUGCCUGACUGUUCAUAUGGCUCUCCUCAUCUUCCUGUUCCUGCUGCCAAGUUCCUUACAUUCCCAGCCCACUUGUGACAUCUCCAAAGUGACCAGCUUGCUGGAAGUAAACUGUGAGAACCAGAAGCUGACGGCAUUGCCUGCAGACCUGCCAGAAGACACAGGCAUUCUCCACCUGGGCAAGAACAAACUAGGUAACUUCUCCACAGCAUCUGUGGUGCAUUUCACUAAACUCACUCAGCUGUACUUGGAUGAAUGCGAGCUGACUAGCCUGCAGACCCCUGAGAAACUGCUGAAGCUGGAUACCCUGGAUUUAUCCCGCAAUAAACUGCAAAGUCUGCCCUCCCUAGGAUUGGCAUUGCCUGCACUCACUACCCUUGACAUCUCCUUCAACCAGUUGGGCUCACUGUCUCCUGCUGUCCUGGAAGGCCUAAGCCAACUUCAGGAGCUCUACUUGCAGAACAACCAUCUGAGGAGCCUGCCCUCUGGGCUCUUGAUGUCUGUAACCAAUCUGAAGAAACUCAGUUUAGCCAACAACAAACUGCGUGAGCUGCCUCCUGGGCUCCUAGAUGGGCUGGAAGAGCUUAAUACCCUCUACCUUCAAGGGAAUUGGCUUCGUACAAUACCAAAGGGCUUCUUUGGGAACCUCCUCUUGCCUUUUGUUUUUCUCCAUGCCAACACCUGGUAUUGUGAUUGUGAAAUUCUCUACCUCCGUCACUGGCUCCAGCAAAAUCCCAACAAUGUCUACUUAUGGAAGGCAAAUGUGGAUGUCAGGGCCAUGACCCCUAAUGUGGCCAGUGUACGAUGUGCCAAUCUGGGAAAUGCACCUGUCUACUCCUACCCAGGGAAGGACUGCCCUAGUAAUGGUGAUAGCGAUACCAUGGACUAUGAUGACUAUGAUAAUUUCUCUGAUGUACCUGCUACAAGGACUGUGGUUAAGUUCUCUACUAACACUGAAGCCCAUACUACCCACUGGGGCCUGCUUGUAGAGUCUCCUACUUCUCCAAACAGCCAAAUGCCUUCUUGGUUUUCAACCCACAAACUUACUGAGAGACCGUCCACACCCACCCACAUACAGAUCCCAAAACAGACCAUGGAAUCCAAAACACCCCUUUAUAGUUUAAAACUCAAUACUCUAUCCACCACCAUCCCAACCACCCUAGGACCUACCUUUACCCUGACUAUCUCAGAGGCCAGCCCUACCACCCCAGUGCCUACCACUUCCACCCUGGUGACCCCAGAGCCCAGCAGCAACCCAGUCCCUAGUACUGCUAUCCUGACUACCCAAGAGCCCAGCACCACACCAAUGCCUACCACCUCCACCCCGACUACCCCAGAGCCCAGCACACCAAUGCCUACCACCUCCACCCCGACUACCCCAGAGCCCAGCACCACACCAAUGCCUACCACCUCCACAAUAUCUACCCUAGAUUCCACCAGCACUACCCCAACCAUUCCAGUGUCUACUAUCUCCCCAGUGUUCACUACCAUCCUCACCACCCCGGCAUCUACCCCAACUAAGACCACUUUAGAACUAUUUUUCACCACAGAACUCACUUUAUUCCCUAUCUUAGAAUCCACCACAAGGAUCCCAGAGUUGAACAGCUUCCUAACUUUCCAAGCGAUUGCUCAAGCAAAUUCUGAUACUUCCAAAAGUGACCCUUUUCUCAAUUCUGACUUUUGCUGCCUCCUCCCCCUGGGCUUCUAUAUUUUGGGUCUCCUCUGGCUCCUAUUUGCCUCUGUGAUACUCAUUUUGUUGCUGACCUGGAUCUGGCAUGUAGAACCACAUGCUCUGGACUUCAGCCAAUCUGCUGCAUUGGCCACAAGCACACAUACCACAAGUCUGGAGGUGCAGAGGGCAAGGCAAGUAACUGUGCCCCGGGCCUGGCUGCUCUUCCUUCAGGCCUCAUUCCCUACUUUCCGUUCUAGCCUUUUCCUAUGGGUAAGGCCUAAUGGGCGUGUUGGGCCACUGGUAGCAGGACGGCGGCCCUCAGCUCUGAGUCAGGGUCGUGGUCAGGACCUACUGGGAACAGUGGGUACUAGGUACUCAGGCCACAGUCUGUGAAGGUGGGUACUUUGGAGAUACUGAGAAAGACUCCAGUGAAUUCUAAAGGGACCUAGCUGGGGUGGGGGCCGAAACAGCCACAGGGAUAUUCUAUUUAAUUCUCCUUCAUGUGAAGGCCCCACUUUACAUUCAGACCUCAAAUCAAGACAGGCAGUGAGGUAGUCACAGAACCAAGCUCCCUAUGUUUCUUAGAGCAUUGCCAGGCCACAUAGUCAGUGCUACCAUUUUAGGGAAGAGGUAGAAAAAACAAAUAGAAAUGGAGCAUGGCUCCCAUAUGUUCAUACAUGGAAGAAAACUCGGGAAGUCAUUUAUCAGGACAGCAGCACUACCCCUAAGCAUCAUGAAUAGAUUUUCCCUGUUUAACAUUUUCUUGUUCUUCACCAGCGCUAUCUGUAUAAUAAAAAAAAAUUUUUUUUUUUU
Messenger RNA from Phodopus roborovskii (desert hamster), 2599 nucleotides. It is a transcript of the gene Gp1ba, whose product is annotated as glycoprotein Ib platelet subunit alpha. NCBI's taxonomy places the organism in Eukaryota, Metazoa, Chordata, Mammalia, Rodentia, Cricetidae. Bases 131 to 2179 code for a protein of 682 amino acids. The transcript has 2 exons. Gene Ontology annotation, cellular component: plasma membrane. Gene Ontology annotation, molecular function: protein binding. The record is from RefSeq and is a predicted model, not a curated record.